ACUCGCACCCUUUCUGUCUGUGAGGUUUAUGGGUGUGUGAAAAUGGCGUAUUCGACCCGCGGUGUGUAUGUGUGUCCUGCAGUUGAUCGGUUGUUGUUUGACGAUAAAAUGACUCCUUCUUGAGUCACACCUGCUCGGCGUGCGUGUGCGUGUGUAUGUGUUCGGGGUGGAAACUCGCAUCCCUGUUGCAGCUGCAGUAGACACAAGCGGAGAGAGAGGAGAGGACGAUACGAUUUCGUUAUUACAUUACCCGACAUAAAGAUGGACACCUGAGACAACAGACUACACUUCUAUAUCACCAUGAGGAACUGCUGACAUCCCCCUCACCUGACUACCAGAGAGAACACACUUUCUUCCUCCCAUCCUCUCUCCCACUCCGCCCGUCUUCACAAGGAUAAGUGUUAUUGUCGAGAGUGGAAAAAGUGAAUGUCAGAGGACAAAAUAGAGAAAAAAGCUGAAGCCCUCUCUUGACCCUUGAUCUCUAACCCCUGACCUGUGACCUCAGUAUGUCAGGUCUGCGUGGUAAGCUGCAGCGUGUCCAGUGGCGGGCAGGAUGGCACUCCUUCACCUCCAGAGUCCUCAGGACCAAACCGGUAGAGAGCAUGUUGGACUCUGGGACAGGUGGUACAAGCAGCCAUGGCACCAAACUAGCGAGGGUGCUGUCCACGGUAGACCUGGUGUCACUAGGGGUGGGCAGCUGCGUUGGCACGGGGAUGUACGUGGUCUCUGGGCUGGUUGCUAAGGAGAUGGCCGGACCUGGCGUCAUCGUCUCCUUCAUCAUCGCUGCUGUCGCCUCUAUACUGUCAGGAGUGUGUUAUGCUGAAUUUGGGGUUCGCGUUCCCAAGACAACAGGCUCAGCCUACACCUACAGCUACGUGACAGUGGGGGAGUGUGUGGCCUUUUUCAUUGGCUGGAACCUGAUCCUGGAGUACUUGAUUGGUACAGCCGCGGGGGCGUCAGCUCUCAGCAGCAUGGCGGACUCACUAGCCAAUAAAAGCAUCUCUACGUUUAUGACUACGCACAUCGGAACACUCAAUGGCCUGGGUAAAGGAGAGCAGUCGUACCCAGACCUCCUGGCCCUGCUGAUAGCAGUGAUAGUGACAGUGAUCGUGGCCCUGGGGGUGAAGAACUCAGUAGGGUUUAAUAAUGUGUUGAAUGUGAUCAACCUGAUGGUGUGGGUCUUCAUGAUGGUGGCCGGACUCUUCUUCGUCAACGGACACAACUGGGACGAUGGAAGGUUCCUGCCCUUCGGGUGGUCAGGGGUGAUGCAGGGAGCAGCAACAUGUUUCUAUGCCUUCAUAGGGUUUGACAUCAUCGCUACAACAGGAGAGGAAGCCAAGAGUCCCAACACCUCUAUACCCUAUGCUAUUACUGUUUCCCUCAUCACAUGCCUUACUGCAUAUGUCUCUGUAUCAGUGAUUCUGACUCUAAUGGUUCCCUAUACAGAGAUCGAUGCAGACGCUCCCCUGAUGGAGAUGUUUGCUGUCCAUGGCUGUUAUUUUGCUAAGUACAUAGUAGCAGUAGGCUCUGUAGCUGGCCUCUCUGUCAGUCUCCUGGGCUCUCUGUUCCCCAUGCCACGAGUCAUCUACGCUAUGGCUGGAGACGGACUGCUGUUCAGGUUCCUGGCCCAUGUGUCUCCCUACACUGAGACUCCAGCAGUGGCAUGUGUUGUGUCUGGCUGUCUGGCUGCUCUCCUCUCUCUCCUCGUCUCCCUACGAGAUCUCAUAGAGAUGAUGUCCAUAGGAACACUACUGGCUUACACACUGGUUAGUGUGUGUGUGUUGUUGCUACGCUACCAGCCAGAAUCAGACAUCCACGGCUUUGUGAACUUCCUGUCUGAGGAGCAGUCCAAUAAGAAGAAGGAGGGCGUGUUAGCUGAGUGUGAGAAGGAAGUGUGUUCUCCAAUCAGUGAAGUAGAUGACUACGGAGGACCUCAAACUAACACCUGUGGAGCUAAGAAUCUCCCCUCGCUAGGCGACAACGAGAUGCUGAUUGGUAAACCAGAUAAAACCACUUACACUGCCAGCCACCCGAACUACGGCACCGUCGACAUGGGCUCCGGCAUCGAAUCAGAAGAGUCGGAGGGCGGGAUGUCGUGGAGGCUGAAGAAGCUGAUUGGUCCGCGGUACUACACCAUGAGGAUCCGAUUGGGCCUGCCUGGGAAGAUGGACCGGCCCACUCCGGCAACGGGAAAGACAGUUACUGUCUGUGUCCUCCUCCUCUUCCUCGUCGUCUUCAUCUUCAACUCCUUCAUCAUCUUCGGAGCGGCCAGCAUCGGUGAUGGCAGCUGGUGGGCUCUUCUCCUGCUGAUCUUCCUGGUCAUCUUCAUGGCCCUCCUCAUCGUCAUCAUCCUGCAGCAGCCAGAGAACCCUAAGCGACUGCCCUACAUGGCUCCGGCUGUUCCCUGGGUUCCUGCUGCUGCCAUGCUGGUCAACAGCUACCUGAUGUUAAAACUGUCUGCCAUCACCUGGAUACGCUUCGCUGUCUGGUGUUUCCUAGGUAUCCUGAUCUACUUUGGCUAUGGGAUGUGGAACAGUACUUUGGAGAUCAGGUCCAGGGAGCAGGAGGUUCAUGCGUCUACAUACCAGCGCUACGAUGGUCACCAUGCCGGGGUGGACGACGGCUUCUCAGGCUUCAGCGUUGACGACGACCUCUACCCCCCUAGCAACAACGACCCCUGGGCCGCACCAGACGGUGUCGACGGGUCAGGGCUGGUACCCCCCAAGGCUGAUGAUGAUGAUUGGACGGAUCCAAAGGGAGGAGCUAAGAGAGCGCUAGCGGAGGAGGACCCAAUGGAUUUCUGAGAAGAAAGGAAUGAAGGACGGAUGGACAGAUGUUUCCGAGAGGAUUGAUAGAUGUUACUGUUGUUAACAACUGAAUGUACUGCCUACUGCCGGCUGCCUGCCUGCCUGCCGGGUGUGUGUAUGUGCGUGCGUGCGUGCGUGUGUGCCUGCGUGCGAGUGAGUGCGUCCAUGUGAAUGUUUGUGUGGGUCCCUUGUUACUUAUUUAAAAACUUCUUUUUUUUUCAUUGAGGAAAUAUGAUCCUAUGGAGGAAAGCUGUAGACUACCAAUCAGAAACAGUGGGCGGGGUCUUUGGGUUGAUUUGGUGAUGGGCAUACAGUGAAGGUAUUUUCACUAUAGACAGUCCAGAGUGAUGACAGACGGGGAGCGACGAGUCAGCAUUUCCUGGUUCACCACACACACAGGAAGCUGUCAGAGCGCUGAGCCGAGGUCACUUCCUGUCACUGGUCCAGGUGUCUCUGCUGCUUCUCUCAUCUCACAGAGAGGAAACUAGCUGCACACACACACAGACACACUUCGACACACACCCGCCUCUCCAGUCUCUAUCUGGGAAGGAGAGGGGCUGAUGGGGUUUUUGUGUCACAUAGUAAUUGGACUUUGCUUGCAAUAGUGCCUUCAUCUGUGUGUGCACGCGUGUGUGUUUUUCUUUUGGCUGUGUGUGUGUGCAUGCGUGUGUGUGUGUGUGUACGCUUUUACACCUUGUAUCUAUGUCCCCUUCAGGGUCUUACCAGUGGAGUGUGUUUGUGACUUAUUUUGCUCCAUCCCACUUUCUAUGAAUCCCCCCCCCCACAAGCCCCUGUUGCUGCGUUACUAGAGCUCAGAAUGAAAAGCUUCUAAAUGACAGAUUUGUUGUAAACAGAGUUAUGGACGCCUCCCUGAUCUGCUCUACUUACAGGUGUGCUACAUCUCCAAAUGAAUGUUACUACAUUAGAAAGAAGACGAGAUGAGAAUUGCUCUCACAUCAGACAAAUAUCUCUGAGUGUUUAGUCACAUAGAACCCUCUAAUUCUAUGGUCUCCACCCCCUUGGGGAAGCCUUACUUGUCAAAUGCACUAAACUAAAGAUGCCACGCGACCCCUCCUACUUUCCACGACCCUUAACUGCUGACCUCUAUCCCUAACCACACUACCCAGGGUUCUCUCUGCUGUUCAGGGGUGGGCUCGCUUGUGUUGUCCAGUGAAACACACACACACACACACACACACACACACACACAGUUCAGCUGAACCCAAAACCAGAAAGGGGCUUCAGUAGGUGCUCUGUGCUCCUUACUGUAAAUAUUAUGUCUCUGUGCGUGCGCGGGUGUGUGCGCGUGCACGUGUGUGUGUGUGUAUGUGUGUGUGUGUGCGCGUGUGCGUGUGUGUGUGUGUUCCAUGCCUGUGGCUAUGUGACGUGGCUGGCUGGUGAAUGUGAUAGCAUGCUAAUGUGUAUAGCAUGGUUGUAGAUGCUGUAUUUGCAUGUGGUGACCGACAGCUAAGAGACAUUAUAGAACUAACAGCACCCUACUCCAAACUGUCCCCUGACCCUUGAUAAGGGAAACUAUAGGGUGAAGGGGACUGGUCGAUCUGGAACUGGGGGAUGAUAUGUAGCACAUUUAGGAGUUGGUGGUUCUAUGGUUUCAUCUCCACCCCUCACCACUGCUCACUCCACCCCUUACCCCCACACCCUGUGUUUACAAAGCAAGCCAAAGUCCACAACAUUUGUUAACAACAAUGAGAAUCCAGUGGGGUAUAGACCUGUACAAUAGAUUGAAGUCACUGACGGUAUAUUACUUAAUGCUUAUGAACAGUUAAUCAUCACUACAACAGUUUAGGUCAAACUGAAUGAUGAAUGAUAACUAUUCAAUCAGGAUCCACCUGGAACCAAAUAUAAAAAGACCCAAAUAAUGUCAUUUUUCUAUUGAAACAAGUUAACUAAGGGUUAACUACAUAUCUAAUAAUGGUUUAGAAGCCAUUUAUAAGUAGAAUUCAAGUUUUACUGAAACCACUUGCUAGAGUAGACACAUGCAAUUACAUUCACUAGCUAGAGUAAAUACAUACAGUUACAUCCAACAGCAUCGACACAAAAAUAUGAGGAAAAACUAAAAAUUGAGUAUUUUUCUACUGCUGGGUCACGCCCACACCUAUGGUCCUCCAAUGGUGGGCCUCCACAGUAAGUGGGUGAGGUUUAUCCACUUUCACUUCUUGUAUUUCGCCCAAUCAGAGCUCAGCUUGGGAGGAAACGGCGAAAGCUUAUAUUUUUAACUUCUUCUAUCUCUAGUCGUAUAAGGUUAAGUUUAAAAAAAGUAGCUUUUCUUUUAAAGAUCUUAUAACAUUUAUUACAGUCUAAAGUAGUCAAAUUAGAAGGUUAUAAAAACAUAAAAAAACAACAAAACACUAUUUUAUUACAACACUAAAGAGAAUGUUGCCACUGUUGCUUUUAAAGUCUGAGGUGCUGUUUGUUUGUUCAUUUUGUCUCGGGAGAAGGUGUGCCAUGUUUCUGUCCACUUCCUGGUAUUCAAUCAUAAUGCAUUCCGGUUUGAACCGCACAGAACGUCAACAAUCUUCCUACCAGCUUCCUAAAGCCUGUUUAGGGACAGGUGAUAUAAAUUAACGCCAGCUAUCCACAUUGAUUAAAUUGCUGGUUUAUUCAAUAGGUCAAUGAAAUGCACUGCGAUUGAAUUCCUGACUCUCUCUCUCCUGCUGUGGCUGGCUGUCUUUGUGGGAUGUUGAGACUGGCUUCAGUUUGCUGACUAGAUAUUUGUUUUUCUUCUGUAUAUUUUUGCUAUCUGAAGUUGUAAAAUGUUCUGAUGUAUUUGGGGUUUUCUGUUAUUGUUUUUGACUUUGUCUGAAAUAACACCCUAUCAGGACUCUGGCCAAAUGUAGUGCACUAUAAAGGGAAUAGGGUGCCGUUUUGAAUGCAGGCCCUAUGUGUGUUUUUGCUCCUGAGUGCACUUGUUUAAGCUGAGUUGUCGAUAUCGCCUCCAUGCAACAAUGAAACAUUAUUUAUUGCAAAUAUGAA
Molecule: messenger RNA, 5801 nt
Organism: Salvelinus fontinalis (brook trout)
Lineage: Eukaryota; Metazoa; Chordata; Actinopteri; Salmoniformes; Salmonidae
Gene: slc7a14a
Product: solute carrier family 7 member 14a
Exons: 12
Coding region: 507-2804 (765 amino acids)
Biological process (GO): amino acid transport; transmembrane transport
Cellular component (GO): plasma membrane
Molecular function (GO): amino acid transmembrane transporter activity
Source: RefSeq, a predicted model, not a curated record